UCCACUUUCUGAAGCGAUUCUCCAGAUGGCUCUGUUCUGUUCCUGUGUGAGGAUGAUGUCAGAGCGGCUCGAGGGAGCGACGCGACGCGCACCGCGGCUCACGUGAAGCCUGUUGUAGCAACACGAGUUUCCAAGGAGAGGAGAUGCGAUGAGACAUUCACAUGAUGAUGAGGCACAGCUCAUAUGAUAUUUGACUUGAGUCUUCAGUGCAGCAGGAGAGUGUGCAGCACUGAUCAAUGGCUGCUGAUGAGGAGGCAGAUUGUGAUCUGACAGCCCCAGACUCUCACUCUUCUCCGGUCAGUGAGCUCUCCUUCAGCCUGCAGAACCUCCAGUGUCAGGAGGGUCUGAAGAGCUCGCUCCCCUGGAGAAAGCUUGUUUUGACGCCUGAAUGCACCGGCCCACUGCUCAACAUCCUCUCCAGGGAGAGAGAGACGCCGACAGUCUCUGCAGUGAGAAGACGACGAGCAAGAAGCCUGUCUCCUGACUCCUCUUCAAACACGCCCAGGAGUCUGUGGAGGAACCGUCGUGAUUUUCCUACCAAUAAGGAGAACGAGCGAGCCAUUAAGCGACUGCGCGUGCGUCUGUCCAGUAGAUUCUCGGCUGCAGAUGAGACGGAGGCAGCGGGCCGAACAUGGAGACAGUACCGCAGUGACCCAGAAGAGGACGACAGUCGCCCUCCAGAGACGGAUGAGGUCGACCUAGCGGCGGCUGUGAGGCUCGGACAGCUGAGGUCACGGCGGGAAGCCCCGCCCACACACGUCACUCAGGACGCCGUCAGUGACCUCACACUCAUAGGAGACUUCAGUAAGCAACACCUGCUUCCUGUUGAGAGGGGUGGUCAUCAGGAGCUCCACUGUGUCAGCGCUCACACCGUGGCGUCAUUGAUCAGAGGUCAGUUUGGUCCUGCAGUCGAGGAUUUCCUCAUCGUUGACUGUCGUUACCCGUACGAGUACCAAGGAGGACACAUUAGGGGAGCAGUGAAUCUGUACAGUGAGUCUCAGAUCCAGCAGGCGGUGCGUCAGGCCUCGGCAGGAGCUGAACUCUCCCCCUGCUCCGCAGGAAACACCUCCUCCUGGAGGACGAGGGGGCAGCGGGCGCCUCAUCCAUCCGACUCAAUCACGGAGGAGAGAGGCUCGUUGCCACGGAAACUGAUCGUCUUACACUGCGAGUUCUCAUCGGAAAGAGCCCCACAUCUGUGUCAGUAUCUGAGGAGGCUGGACAGACGAGUGAAUGUGUAUCCCAGCCUGCUCUAUCCUGAGCUCUACCUGCUGCUGGGGGGUUACAAACUCUUCCAUGCCUCUUACCCGGAUCUGUGUGAUCCCUGCGGUUACGUGUCCAUGCACCACCGUGAGUACCGGGAGCAGCUGCACGAAUACCGCAGAAGAAGACCAACACGGCUGCGAAGACGACGGCCAAUCAAAAUACAUCACAGAACCACACGUUAAAUAC
This is a messenger RNA of Carassius carassius (crucian carp), 1449 nucleotides long. RefSeq names its product cell division cycle 25 homolog d (gene cdc25d). Gene Ontology annotation, molecular function: protein tyrosine phosphatase activity. The coding region runs from base 237 to 1445 and encodes 402 amino acids. Gene Ontology annotation, biological process: positive regulation of G2/MI transition of meiotic cell cycle; G2/M transition of mitotic cell cycle; protein dephosphorylation. Gene Ontology annotation, cellular component: cytoplasm; nucleus. NCBI's taxonomy places the organism in Eukaryota, Metazoa, Chordata, Actinopteri, Cypriniformes, Cyprinidae. The transcript has 12 exons. The record is from RefSeq and is a predicted model, not a curated record.